GGGCGCUGGACUGGACCAAAGCUACGGGAACUUUGGACGAAAGAUCGAAGAUCGGAGUUUAUUCUAGUCCUUGGCUGGCAGCAAAUCUAACACAGCUUGUGUGUCUGCGAGAAUAGCUGGCACUCUUCCCCUAAUGGUAAUUUUGAAACAAUGCAUUAGAUAGUGGAAAUGAUGACCGAUCAGCAACGUAAAUUACCCGAAUGGAUGGCAUCAGAAGAAAUAAAAGAAACUAAUACACACCUGCAGGUUUCUUGUAUCAAAAAUUGUCUGGAAGACAAACUUCCCUUCUUGGAAUUUCAUGGCUCCAUAAUUUACAGUCAUGAAGGAAACGAUUGUUCUUUCCUAUCAGAAGAUUUAAGGUUAUCUAUUCCAAGUGAUUCAGCCAUUGGGUUUGACAUUGAGUGGCCUCCAACAUAUACAAAAGGAAAGGAGAAAAAAGUAGCACUUAUUCAGCUGUGCGCCCAUGAGAACAAAUGUUAUCUGUUCCAUGUAUCUUCCAUGUCAGGAUUUCCAAGUGGACUCAAAAGAUUACUGGAAGAUGAAGCAAUUAAAAAAGUUGGUGUUGGAAUUGAAGGAGAUCAUUGGAAACUAAUGCGGGACUAUGAUAUUAAACUGAAAGGCUUCGUGGAACUAUCUGAGGUGGCUAAUAAAAAGUUUAAUUAUGCAGAAAAGUGGAGUCUGAAUGGAUUGGUGAAACAUCUCUAUGGCAAACAGCUGUGGAAGGAUACAGCUGUCCGCUGCAGCGACUGGGAUGCAUUUCCUCUCAGCAAUGAGCAGCAGCAGUAUGCAGCGGUCGAUGCCUAUGCUGGUCUUCUAAUUUAUCAAAAAUUAAGUAGUUUGGAUCUGAACAGAGGGAAGCAGUUUCAAAAUAAAGAUGACCAGAAAUUGCUCCCAUCCGCUAUGCUCAAGUCAGAUCUGGUCUCUAUUGCACAUGAUAUGCAAGAUCUAGCAGAAAUGGUUCCUGAUUUUCACAUUAAUGGUGUGCAAAGAGCUACGGACGUCUUGAACGUCAUUUCUGAAAAUGUUUCUGCUUUACGGAACAUCUUGAUUGAAUCAACAUCUGGGAUUGAUCCUCAACCAGGGAAUGAAACAAAAACGGAAUUGCUUGCGGAUAAUCGAAGAGAAAAUGAAUGUACGGAAAAUAGUUUGGAAAUGAUUGAAAUGACAAAUCGGAGUCACCAAGAACAGGCAUCGAAAGCAGAUGAAGCGGAUCUUUCUUGUGUGAUUGAAAGUGAUGAGGAGCUGGAGAAUGAGAUGAUCAAUGCAUCGAAAGUAGAUGAAGCGGAUCUUUCUUGUGUGAUUGAAAGUGAUGAGGAGCUGGAGAAUGAGAUGAUCAAAGUACUGGAAAAUGUGGACAGCUGUUCUGAACAGGACUCCGAAGAAUCUCUAAGUUUACUUGGCAAGACUGUAUCAGAGGAAUUAUUUGGACUGCAGGAUGAGGAAGAUGAAAGGAUCGAGGAAGAAGAGGAAAAGUGGGAUACUACAAUACCAGAACCAAAUGAAAACCAGAUCAAAUGUCUAAAAACUUACUUUGGACAUUCUAAUUUUAAACCGGUUCAGUGGAAUAUUAUCUAUUCUGUGCUUCAAGAGAGAAGAGAUAAUCUAGUUGUUAUGGCAACUGGUUAUGGGAAGAGUUUAUGCUACCAAUUCCCAGCUGUUUACACAGGAGGUGUUGCAAUAGUGAUUUCACCCCUCAUAUCUUUGAUGGAGGAUCAAGUAUUACAAUUAAACAUGUCCAACAUAACAGCUUGUUUCCUUGGCUCGGCCCAGUCGCAGAAAUUUUCCCAUGAACUAAUAAAGGGUCAUUUCAAAGUUAUUUACAUGACACCUGAAUACUGUUCGCAAUCGACUUCAUUACUGAAGAAACUUGAUGAUACCAUUGGUAUCACAGUUGUUGCUGUGGAUGAGGCUCACUGUAUAUCUGAAUGGGGACAUGAUUUCAGAAAUUCUUACAGAAAACUGGGAUCUUUAAAACAAUUACUGCCACAGGUUCCAAUUGUUGCCUUAACUGCUACUGCCAGCCCUUCAAUCAGAAGUGACAUCAUAGAGAAUCUGAAGAUGACGAAUCCUCGGGUUGUCUGCACCACCUUUGAUCGACCAAACUUGUACUUAGAAGUUGGUCGUAAAUCUACGGACAUUGGACGAGACUUAAAACCAUUCUUAAUCACAAAGGAUAAUGAUAGGUUCUCCUUGGAGUUUGAAGGGCCCACCAUAGUUUACUGUCCAUCCAGGAAAACUACAGAACAUGUGGCUGGAGUGUUGUCACAGAUGAAUGUUGUUUGCGGCACAUACCAUGCAGGCAUGGGCAUCAAAGCCAGAAGAGACGUGCAUCACAAGUUCAUGAGGGAUGAAAUUCAGUGUGUGGUGGCUACAAUUGCAUUUGGCAUGGGAAUUAACAAGCCUGAUAUCCGUAAAGUCAUUCAUUAUGGAGCACCAAAAGAAAUGGAAUCAUACUAUCAAGAAAUUGGGAGAGCUGGGCGAGAUGGUUUGGCCAGUGCUUGCCAUGUCUUGUGGAGUCCUUCUGACAUUACGUUUAACAGGCACCUGUUGAAUGACAUUAAGAAUUUACGAUUCCGUAACUACAAAAUUAAGAUGAUGGAAAAAAUAAAGCAAUACCUCGCAUCAUCCAAGUGCAGAAGAAAUAUUAUCUUGUCCCAUUUUGAAGAUGAAAAGCUCAGGAAAGCCACUCUUGGGAUCAUUGGAACUGAUAGAUGUUGUGACAAUUGUAAAUCAAGAAUUGGAAGCUGUACUUUUACAGAUGAACCAGAAAAUGAAAUGCAAGAUUUUGGAAAAGAAGUAUAUCAGCUGCUUACUGCAAUAUGUAUUUUAGGAGAAAGAUUUGGUAUUGGAGUUCCUGUUUUGUUCUUGCGGGGUUCUUACUCGCAACGUUUGCCAGAACAGCAUCGUAAUCACCAUCUGUUUGGAAGUGGAAAGAAUAAUCCUGAAAGCUGGUGGAAGGCACUGGGUCAUCUACUUAUCAUUGAGGGUUUCUUGCAGGAAAAUAACAUCUGCAAGAGAUUUGCUGUCACAACUGCUCUUUCUAUGAAGGGGCGAAAGUGGUUCCAGAAGGCAGCUGAUGAGUCUUGUCGUACUCUUUCGCUUCCAGCCACUGAAGAACUGCGUCCACAGGCUCUUCCAAAAGUUCAGUUUCAGCCGUCAACCUCGCCAGCAGUUUCCUUGCAACGUGAUCCUGCGUUGGUUACCCAGUCAGAGCUUCAGAUUAUGUCACUAGGCAAACAGUUUGGGAGAGAGAAAAUAAAAGGAAAUGAAAGGUCGUUUGACACAUCUGCAAUUAAAGGUCAUUUAUUUAUUCCUUCUUCAUCUAGAUCUCCAAUAAAAACUGUUCCCUCUGAACCAGUGCCAUCAGCCAGAGAACUGGAGUUGCAGGGCAAAUUGUAUGGCAAAUUGUUAGCAGCAAGGCAGAACAUUGCCAAUGCUAAAGAUGUUCCUCCAGCUAUUUUGGCUACAAACAAGAUAUUAUUGGAUUUUGCCAAGAUAAGGCCAUCAACUCUAGACAACCUGAAGAGAAUUGAUGGUGUAUCCUUAGCUAAGGCUGCUGUGUUGGCUCCACUCCUGUAUAUCAUCAAGGAAUUUUGCAAAGCCAAUGAAUUUGAGGUAGACAAAUUUUCUAUUUCAAAACUGAAUGAAGCGCAAAAUCCAGUCGUCCAACCAAACUCUGCCCUUGGCCCCCAGUUUAACGUUGCUCAUGUAUCAAAGGCAAGAACCAGCAAUUCAAGUAAUAUGAUUGCUCCUACAGUUGUUCAUCAUUCGUCUUAUGUGCCAAAAUCUGAUGACAUGGAUGGUAACCAAACUAGACUUGGUCAUCCAGUUCAGGAACUGAACAUAAAGUCCAAUCAGAACCAUUUGGUUCAAUCAGAUUUCAACUGGGAAUCUGUUCAGAGACCGAUUGAUGACAAGCAUCCUGGACAACCACAAAGUUCUAGUGUUGAAACAAAAUUUCCCAAAGCAAAUUCUCCAGCACCCAGAAUUUUUGAAUCUUUUGUCAAAGACUGGAUUGAAACAGCAGGAAAGCAUGUGGGAAGCAGUCACGAAAUGCCUAUCAGUGUUCCCCUGGUUAGUUUAGAAUCGUUAAAACAGCCUACUGCAAGUACAAAAAUGUUGUCUGAUGAUUUUCAAACACCGGAGAACCAUAGUGACACAGAAAAACCUGCAGUGGCACCUUGCAGUCAGAGUCACACUGAUAGAAGUUGUCAGAAAAACGUCUCCUCUGUUAGUUUUGCAUCCUGGAAUGACCCAAUGAUUGAUGCCUCCGACAGGGAUUUAUUUGAUGAUUCACAAUCAGAGAGUCAGUCAGCCAAAAGAAAACUCCCAGAAUGGUUUGGGUCUUCAAAACCUCUUGACCUCUCUUCUACUGCAGUAAAGAAAGCAAAAAAGAAAAAAGGGCUCUUCAAUUGAAACUGUUUUUCUACCACUGGCCAAGGAAUAAACGGCUCAACACUGCAUUACAGUUGUUGACAAAAUAAAAAUGUUUCUCGGGCCACACCCAGCAUUUCAAUUACAUUGCGCGCACUUUAUUUCUGCCACGGACAGCCUGGUGAAAAACCUGUGAGGCAGAUAGAAGCAGCAGAAGAUGACAAGAUGAUAAUGUUGUUGUUGUAAAACCUAAUCUUGAAUGUAUUCAAAAUUCACUGCAUUCUCAUGCAGUGUGAAAAUGUUCUACCAACACCUGUCACCUUGCUCAUGAACAUAAAUUGCUGAAUUCUGCAAUAUAUGUAGGAUCAUUCCUGCACUAACAUGAGCAAGAGAAAGAAUGUUUUGACAAAAUAUUGUUUCUCAUUUACUUUGAAUUUGCCUAUAUGUAUAAGAUAGUCUACAACAGACGUUUGAAGAUAAAAUAUAACAAUUCAGGUCCAUCAUUGAUUUUCCGGCACCCUUGGUUCCAACGCCUUGCUGGUUUAUCUGUUUUGCUUGCUGGACCAUCAGAGGUCACUUCCUCAGGGAGGCUGAGAUUCCGACCUGUAAAGUUGACCUCGGAAGUCGAUUAUGGGAACAGAUCUGCCAACUCCGUCUGGGCUGGAAUUCCAGAGCCCUGACCGCAGGGGGCAAAUUCUACCUGCUAAUUGGCUGCAGAAGUCCCAAUGCCUCACCCAGCCUGGGCAUAGCAUUUUUGGGGGGGAUUUCAAGUGCACUCUCGUAAUUUAAUUCCAGAUUAAAUGAGGUGACGGGCCACCAGUUAUCGGAAAAUCAGUGUUGGACCAAUAUUUGCGAAGUUCUUCAGAAACUAUUUUUUCUACAAUAAUGUUGUUUAAUCUAAAUAAAUUAAAACUUAAUAAUAAGUGUUAUCUGGUGCCAAAAGACGCAAAUUUUUUUUUUUUAAAUGCAGUUUUUUACUAAAUUUGCAGAUGAUUUCAAGGUAAUCUCUUGUGACAAAAGGAAUCAAAAUGUUCUCCCAUAUAAUGUGUUGACUGUAAUGAUUUGGUAUAUCAAUGCACUCAGCCACUGGUACAUUAAUACAGGUUAAUUCCAUUCCUAACCAGUGGUAAUUUUCCAAGUUUGUCUAUCAGUUGUAAUGUCGAGUGGUACCAAGACACUUCUAUAGACGAAAAGAAAACAAUGAUUCAUAUUUUACAGAUUUUUAUUUGCAUAUAUGGCAGGGUACAAUAAAAUUCCUUGUUCAC
Molecule: messenger RNA, 5639 nt
Organism: Leucoraja erinaceus (little skate)
Lineage: Eukaryota; Metazoa; Chordata; Chondrichthyes; Rajiformes; Rajidae
Gene: wrn
Product: WRN RecQ like helicase
Exons: 37
Coding region: 169-4416 (1415 amino acids)
Biological process (GO): DNA replication; double-strand break repair via homologous recombination; telomere maintenance
Cellular component (GO): cytoplasm; nucleus; chromosome
Molecular function (GO): nucleic acid binding; ATP binding; four-way junction helicase activity
Source: RefSeq, a predicted model, not a curated record